Molecule: messenger RNA, 1328 nt
Organism: Lates calcarifer (barramundi perch)
Lineage: Eukaryota; Metazoa; Chordata; Actinopteri; Centropomidae
Product: sialic acid-binding Ig-like lectin 15
Exons: 7
Coding region: 108-1118 (336 amino acids)
Biological process (GO): regulation of osteoclast development; regulation of actin cytoskeleton organization; regulation of bone resorption
Cellular component (GO): plasma membrane
Source: RefSeq, a predicted model, not a curated record
CGUUUCAUUACACUUACACAAAACUUCCUCUAUUUCUACUUUAGUCAGAGGGUUUGAAAACUUGCCUUCUCUUGAUUUGGUGCCACUUCUAUCUGAAAAACCUGAGGAUGUGGCAGCAGACUCCAUCUUUCUUUCUUAUUCUGUCUGUGAUCAUCACAGGGUCUCUCUCAGCUUCUUGGAACAUGGUGGUCUCUCCAGAGGUCACUGUCUCCAGAGGAGAAGACGCCGUCCUCAACUGCUCCUUCACUCAUCCCCAACAACAGAGCUAUUCAGGGACGAUCACUGUGAAAUGGGCCAGAGCACCAGAUUCUGUGUUCUUCAGCUGUUCAGUUAGAAAUGAGUCGAUGGAAGGACCCACUAACUGUUCAUUCCCUGGAUUAAAACAUUCUCUGCAUGGAGAUCCUCGGCGAGGGGAGCUGUCCCUCCUCAUCAGGGAGGUACAGCUGAGUGAUAACGGUGAAUACGUCUGCAGAGUGGAGCUGGACAGGCAGAGGGAUUAUAGGGAAAAAAAGAUACAGCUUCAUGUAAAAGGUGAACCACAGAUCCUGAGCCUCUCUGUGGUGGAGACUCCCUCUGACUCAGGCAACACCACCCGCAGGCUGCAGUGUGAGGUGGAGGGUAACCCACUGCCUAAACUCGUCUGGCUGUUGGUCUCCAGGAAAAUGAUGGAAAACCAGGUGAUGACCACUCAGACUGCUCUGUACCGAGUGACCAGCUCUGUGCCGUACUCAGAGGAGGAGGUGUUGACCUGCAGGGUGGAGAGCGAGCUGGGUGAAGCAGAGAGGACGUAUCCACCCAGUAAAACAAUACAACCCAGUAAAACGAUAGCACCGGUAAUUUGUGGUGUUCUGGUGCCGCUGCUGCUGCUGAUCUCUGCAGGAGUCAUCGUUUACUGCCUCAGAAAGAGGAUAGGUCCAGACGACGCCUCUCCUGUUUAUGGGAACGCUGACGUCGUGGAGAAUCAUCGAGUGCGAGCGUCCGACUCUCCGGCCGACGCUGAGAUCCAGCUGGUUUAUUCGACCAUCUCCCUGACCAACAGCUCUCCACCUCUUCAUGUCAUAAACUCCACUCAGCAACACGAGGAGCCAGGUGUGCUGUACUCUCCUGUGAGGGAGUGAGGUAUGAAAACUCCACCUUCAACCAUCCAUGGAGAAACACUGAGGAUAAUCUGAUGUACACCUGUGUGUGUGUGUGUGUGUUCUGUCCCUUCAAUGUGAAACCAACAUAAUGUGAUAUCUGUCUGUUCAUAGUUUUAAAGGUUUGUUUCAUCUGUUUCUGUAUUGAUCUUGUUCUUCUGUCACUUUAUUAAAGAUCCAAUCCUGAACCUG